ACAAUUAUGUCUUCCGUGUUUUAGAAUUGUCAAAUUUUGUAUGUGAGGUAUAGUGGUGUUCUGUCCAAAUUUAUAGAGAUUUGAAUAGGUUUUUUCUUUUCGAAAUUGAAUAUUUUGAAAAUUUUCAAAAAUGUCUCACAAUCUCAGAGAAUCGUUAAUGUACGACUGCAAUUAUAACCUCUUUUUGGUUAAGACUAUGUUGCCGAAUGUUCGUAAUGUACAAGACCGACAGACUGCUGUUAGGUGGUUAAGGUUUUUGAAAAAUUGUGCCAAAAGUAUUGACGAGAUGAGACUGAGAAAUGACUUUAUGUAUUAUUUGGUAUUGAAUGUGCAGGAGGGUGUUUUGAAGGCACCCUUCAAUAAACCACCCCCGAAUGCACCUCUGAUGUCGAUAGCCAGUCUUUUGCCAGGUACGACUGAUAUUUUGGAAGAAGGCGAUACGAGUAAUGAAAAAUUCGGAAAAAUCGAUCAGACCGCAAGUGGAGUCGCGGGAAUACCCAAAAAAUCUCAAAUAAUGCAACGCUCUCCGGACGGGGGUGAAUUUUUGGCAUCUCAGCCAAUACCCGACGUCGGUGCUUUCUGUUACAUGGCUGUGAUCACUAAGAAAAGAAAUUAA
Molecule: messenger RNA, 616 nt
Organism: Cephus cinctus (wheat stem sawfly)
Lineage: Eukaryota; Metazoa; Arthropoda; Insecta; Hymenoptera; Cephidae
Exons: 3
Coding region: 131-616 (161 amino acids)
Source: RefSeq, a predicted model, not a curated record